UUCCUCAUUCGAUCAAAAUGACAAGACUUAAAUUUGUUGACGGGUUUUGGGACGCUGACUUUUUAGGAGUUCGAGGCUAUGAAGUUUUAUGUCAACGAUUGAAAUCAGGCAAAAAAAUGUGUAAAGAAAUAGAUGAAUUCCUCAAAGAAAGAAUAAAAGCAGAACAAGCCUACUCUAAGGCUUUGUCGAUCGCAGUGAAGAAAAUUGGUAACCCAGAAGAGAUGGGAGAUCUUGGGAAAUCAAUUUUACAGCUGCAGCGUGAGACGGAAAAAAUAUCAGCAGUUCAUGACUUGGCAGCAAAGCAAUUCCUCUCAUUGGAACGUGAAUUAACAGAGUUCAGUGCUGAUCAGAAUAGUAAAAGGCAUGUGACUGACGAAAAUAUAAGAAAAUCAAAUCAAUUAAAACAACAAUCUUACAAGCAUACUAUAUCACUUAAAGAAAAAUACACUCAAAGAUGUCGGGAAAAGGAUAACGCCGAAGAGGCUUUCAACAAUGCAAAACAAAGUGUCACUGUGAAAACGAAGGAUCUAGACAAGAUAGAGAAAAUCAAAGAAAAAUCUGUUGAAACUAUGGAACAAGCAGAUCAAUCCUACAAGAGCAGCAUAGAAACUUUAGAGAACAUAAGAACGCAAUGGGAAAAAGACAUGGAGAACACAUGUUUUGUAUUUGAAAAUCUCGAAGAAGCGAGGAUUGAACUUCUUAGAGAUCUACUCUGGAAGUGUACUAAUAUAGACUCCCAAACAUGUGUAGAUCAUGAUCAGUGUGCAGAAAAUGUUCGGCAAAUGUUAGAACUGUGUGACAUAGACAAAGAAUUACGUGAAUUUAUUGACAGACACAAUACAGGUUCAGAAAGGCCAGCUGAGGUCUUUUACGAGAAUUAUUAUGCCAAAAAGGGCAGUUCUGGACAUGACCAAACAAGACAGAAUGAUAAAACCACACUAAGCAGACGCCCACCUGAACGCAUUCCACAGGACUUGCCAAAACAACCAAGAGUAAGGCCCCCUCCUGCCCGUCCUACAGAGCAGCCAAAGCCAACGGAAAGAAUUACUACAAAAGAACAAUGUCUUAUUUCUUUUGAUGAUGACAUUACGUCUAGUGGAUAUUCAAGUAUAUCUGAUGUAAGACCAAACAGAGGUUCUAACACCACAGAGUCUGGGUACUCUGAUGUACAUGACGUCAUGCCUGAACGAGCACAGGUUCGAAUACAACGACCUUACACAUCGAAGAGCCCAUCAGAACACAAUGUACAAGUAGGUGAAGUGGUAGAAAUUGUUCGUGAAAUGCCAGGAAAUAGUGUUCAGAUUGUGAAAAAUGGACGAAUUGGUCUAAUACCCAAACAGUGUAUACAGAUGAUGGCAUAUGUGUAGGAAAACUUUAUUUAAUGACAUUUUCACCAUUAUGAACCACGUGAUUGCUACAAAUACCCAGAUGCAAGAAUAAAAGCGACGCCAUGAUAUUUACAAACUUCAACAAAUCAGUUUAAAAUCAUUUCUGUUUUACAUAAGUAUGUAUAGGCAUAAGAAUAAACUGAUGUGUCAGAAUUCAUACUUUGAUUCUAUAAAGUAAAAUAAUCAAUUGUGAAACAACUUUUUUUAUGUGCAGCAUCUUGAUUUUAAAUUACACUUUCACAGUAACAGUGUAUUUUAUGUAAUAAUGCCAGUAUUAUGGUAUUUCUCUCUAAGAUGUCUCUAAUGGUAGUCUGCUGUUAAUGAAUCUGUUUAUAUAGUUUUUUUUAAAUUUGCAUAUAUACCUGUA
This is a messenger RNA of Mytilus californianus (California mussel), 1755 nucleotides long. Its product is annotated as proline-serine-threonine phosphatase-interacting protein 2-like. Lineage: Eukaryota; Metazoa; Mollusca; Bivalvia; Mytilida; Mytilidae. Gene Ontology annotation, molecular function: actin filament binding. Gene Ontology annotation, cellular component: plasma membrane; actin filament; cytoplasm. Gene Ontology annotation, biological process: actin filament polymerization. Bases 18 to 1367 code for a protein of 449 amino acids. The transcript is spliced from 14 exons. The record is from RefSeq and is a predicted model, not a curated record.